GAGGCGGAAUUCGAACCCAUGACCUGUGACUCCCAAGCCCGUGCUCUUUCCACUGAGCCACGCUGCUUCUCUCCGUCCCCCUGCCCCAUCACCUGACUGCUGGAAGCACCUGGACCUCUGCCCCGCCCCUCCAAUCAGGCAGCACAGGGCCGGUGCCAGCGCUUAGAAUGGUGCUUAGGACAUACUUCUCCCUUCCCCCACCUCUGGCCAUCCAUUCGGUGAUGGCCGCCUGCCUGCCAAGAAUGGACACCAAGGACGACCUUCUGCCGGCCAAGGACGGAUGCCCAGGUCGAGUUUGGACUGGCCCCACUCUGCCUCCACUCCAGGCCACUAGAUUUACGGCCCCCAGAAUGCCCUUAGCUGGGAGGAUUGUGCUGUGGGGCCUGUUCCUGCUCUCAUCAGGGGCCGUGCAGGGCGAGUCCCACAUCCCCACGGAGUCCCGCACCCAUGCGGAGGACCGCCUCUUCAAGCACCUGUUCCAAGGCUACAACCGCUGGGUCCGCCCUGUUCCCAACACCUCAGACGUGGUGAUUGUCCGCUUCGGCCUGUCCAUUGCCCAGCUCAUCGAUGUGGAUGAGAAGAAUCAAAUGAUGACAACCAACGUGUGGCUCAAGCAGGAGUGGCAGGACCACAAGUUGCGCUGGGACCCAUCCGCCUUCGAUAACGUCACAACGCUGCGGGUGCCCGCAGACAUGAUCUGGAUCCCCGACAUCGUCCUGUACAACAACGCCGAUGGAGAGUUUGCGGUGAGGCACAUGACCAAGGCCCAGCUGUCCGCCUCAGGCACGGUGCGCUGGGCACCACCCGCCAUCUACAAGAGCUCCUGCAGCAUCGACGUCACCCACUUCCCCUUUGACCAGCAGAACUGCAAGAUGAAGUUCGGCUCCUGGACGUACGACAAAGCCAAGAUCGACCUGGAGCUCCUGCAGCAGACGGUGGAGUUGCAUCAGUUCUGGGAGAGCGGAGAGUGGGCCAUCGUGCGUGCCGUGGGCACCUACAACACCAAGAAGUACGACUGCUGCUCGGAGAUCUACCCCGACAUCACCUACUGCUUCCGGAUCCGCCGCCUGCCCCUCUUCUACACCAUCAACCUCAUCACGCCCUGCCUGCUGCUGUCCACCCUGACCGUGCUCGUCUUCUACCUGCCGUCCGCCUGCGGCGAGAAGAUCACCCUGUGCAUCUCCGUCCUGCUCUCGCUCACCGUCUUUCUGCUGCUCAUCACCGAGAUCAUCCCCUCCACUUCUCUGGUCGUGCCCCUCAUCAGCGAGUACCUGCUCUUCACCAUGAUCUUCGUCACCCUGUCCAUCGGCAUCACCGUCUUCGUCCUCAACGUCCACCACCGGGCACCGGGCACCCACACCAUGCCCCACUGGGUGCGGGAAGUCUUCCUAGGGCGGGCACCUGAGGGGCUCCUCCUGCGCAGGCCCCGGUCCACCCCGCAGCUGCUGACAGCCCCCGGGAUGGGGGCCGGUGCCUCCCACUAUUGGCUGGACACGAGGGUCGACGAUGAGGAGGAAGACGAGGAAGCCUGGAGGGAGCCCCUCCAUCGCCACUGGGCUCACCCUGGCACUGGGGCUCCUCCCGGGUCUGGGGCCCCCCAGCCCAUCACUAGUCUCCCACUGUCCAGCAGCAUCCUCGAGGCCCUGGCCGGUGUGCAGUACAUUGCCGACCACCUGAAGGCUGAGGAUGCUGACUCCACGGUGAAGGAAGACUGGAAAUAUGUCGCCAUGGUCAUCGACCGCAUCUUCCUCUGGCUGUUCGUUGUCAUCUGUCUGUUUGGUACCAUUGGGCUGUUUGUACCCCCGCUCCUGGCCGGCCUGAUCUAGGAGCCAAGGCUGCAGCGUCGUGGGUGGACCCGAGCUGACCCUCCCUGACCAGCCCUGGGAGCCUCAGAGACAACCCUUCUGGAAGAUCCUGCCAGGCCCAGCGGAUGGAGCCCAUAGCCUCUACUGUGUGGCCGGCAUUAACCUCAGCCUCCACGGUGCUGUCUCCCUUAGCGCUCCUUGGCCCGUUCCCACGGGAGCUGCAUCAUCCCCCUCCAGCAUGAGAGAGGGGAUCAGGUGUGCCAGCCCCAGCUGGGCCCAGGGGACGGGGCCCAGAGUCUCUAUUGUACUGCUUCCCAUAGUGCUCCUUUUCUUCCCCCAAGCCCCAACAUGGGAGUCCCAGCAUCCCCCUCCAGCUCCAGAGCAGGGAACAAGCACGCCAACCCCAGCUGGAUGCAGGGACAGGGCCCAGAGCACCUACUGUGUAGCUAGUCUCAGCCUCUGCCUCCACCACACUGUCUUGCCUAGUCUUCAUUGUCCACCCAGACACACAUGGGAGCCCCAUCACCCUCCUCCAGGCUCAGGGCAGGUCCCAGCUCAGCUCAGCUUGGCAGCUCAGCUGCCAUCCCCCACCACCCCCUACAUUGGCACUGGUUCUGUCCAUUCCUACAGUCUCUCAGUUGCCUUUCCUGGACUCCUGCUCUGCCACCUGUGGGGGACAGGGAAGCUGGUUGCAGGAGACCCCUUCCUCCCCAAGUACCUUCCCACCCUUUGCCAGGACCCUCAGCUCCCCUGCCCUGCUGGCCCGUGAGGGCUGACCCGACCUAUGGGGGGGUGAGGGGGAAGGGAGGAGGAGACCUGACCUUGUCCAGGGGUGGUGGUCAACUCGAACUCCCACCAAGAUGAGAAAAAUCUCCCAACAACCCAAAGCAAACGACACAGUUUUAAUUCUACCACGCACGCACACAUAAAGAAAGGGACAGGAGCUGUCCGACACAGACCCCCACAAUACACGUUGGAAGGCGGCUACAAGCCAGAGACCCUGCCUUCACCUGGCUAUGCCAUGGAGGGAGACAGGGCUGCUCUGAGCACCCCUCCGCUGAGGCAGCAGCUGGACUGCUCUCUACCCAUUAAAUAAACUCCUUUAUACACUGUA
This is a messenger RNA of Tachyglossus aculeatus (Australian echidna), 2919 nucleotides long. RefSeq names its product cholinergic receptor nicotinic alpha 2 subunit (gene CHRNA2). The coding region runs from base 168 to 1826 and encodes 552 amino acids. The record is from RefSeq and is a predicted model, not a curated record. Gene Ontology annotation, biological process: chemical synaptic transmission; nervous system process; regulation of membrane potential. Gene Ontology annotation, molecular function: transmembrane signaling receptor activity; acetylcholine-gated monoatomic cation-selective channel activity. The transcript is spliced from 7 exons. Gene Ontology annotation, cellular component: neuron projection; synapse; postsynaptic membrane. NCBI's taxonomy places the organism in Eukaryota, Metazoa, Chordata, Mammalia, Monotremata, Tachyglossidae.